AUGGAGGACGCAGGCGACGAUGAUGGAGGAUCCGUAGCUUCGGACAUCGACUGCGGAGGAUCGGCGUGGGAGAAGGCAGGAGACAAGAGGUUGAUUAGUUGGGGAGGCCUGAGGACGCUGGGAGACACGGCGAAGCUGGAGCUGAGCAGAGACGAGAUGCGGCGAUCGUCCUGGUCGUUUCACACGGUCCUACGGCGGGCAUCAGGACGGGCAAGGCAGCAGAGCAGAGCAGGCAGUCAUCGCUCGCUCUCUCUCGAAACUCUGGAACUGAACCCUGCCCUCUCUCUUCCACCAUUUUUUUUCUUUGCUUUUUGGCUCUCCAAGGACCAGCAGCUCUGCUACAGUGGAACAACCAUGGUUGAUAGUGUACGGAGUAGUGUCGACCACCGUCCGUCCCUCGAAAGCUCCCCCCGUUCAAGCUCUCUGCAAGUUACGGCCCGUGAACCAUGCCUGGUUUGGUUGCAUCUCUCUCCCCGUUCCCCCCGUUCCCUGCGCAAUAACACCACCACCUCCCCUGGUGGCCCCUGGCUCCCUUCUCAGCGUCUAUCACUUCCCGCUCCCUCUCCUCCCUUUCUCGCCGAAUAUCGAAGUACUCAGUGGGAGAGAGGGAGGGAGAGGGAGGGAGGCGGCUGGCCUACCAUCGUCGUCUGCGGUAACAGUCGCCUACAGAUGGCCGUCUGGCUGCCCAUGGAAGAUCCGGCUGCUAUUGAAAUCGCAGCUUCUACUGGCUACACCUUGAGGGCAGACGACGAAGAAGAAGAAGAAGGAAUAAUGGUGAUAUUCGUUUUUGAAUCCCCGGUAUCUGCCACGGUAACUAUGACGGGAUGGCGAGUCCAGACUCUUUGCUGCCGUCUGGAAGAUAGUGUGAUAUCACACUCAUCGCAAGGCCGUCUCCUCCGUCACGACGACGAGAUAACUAACGGAGUGAAAAAGAAAAGAAGGUAUGUAGAUAUCCCCUUUCUUCUUGGAUUGUCAACAGAGGGGAGCAAGCCAACAGGAAGAAGAAAAAAAGUGAUAUCUAUCGAUUUACUUGAAUACAGCACAUCAGCAUAUGUAUUCAUUAUUAGUUACCCAGGAUACGCACCUUUGGCAGACGGAGUAAUUAUUUCUCCUGGCCAGCAGCGAUGCGUCCAUCGCAUCCCUGACGGCUUCAUCUGCCCCCUUGCUCGGUCAGUCAAGGUUGGCAGGGGGAUGCUCUUCCCCUUCGAGCGCCGUGCAGCAGCAUUCUACAGAACGGCUGGAGAGUCAACUCGGCAUCUACUUACGUUAUUUACUCUUAUUAUGAUUAUUCUUCUUCAACCGGCACGACAGUUGAAAGAUAAAAUACGACGGACGGCUUCGUUCCCUUGA
This is a messenger RNA of Trichophyton verrucosum HKI 0517, 1350 nucleotides long. RefSeq lists its product as uncharacterized. Lineage: Eukaryota; Fungi; Ascomycota; Eurotiomycetes; Onygenales; Arthrodermataceae. The record is from RefSeq and is a predicted model, not a curated record. The coding region runs from base 1 to 1350 and encodes 449 amino acids. The transcript is spliced from 5 exons.